CUUUUUCACGUUUCGGUCCCAAGGAAUUUCUGAGAGCACCAUGAAAAUCAAAGCUCUUUCUCGUCCCACUUCCUCUCAGCAGGCCCCGGGAACUGCUGUCGUUCGACAGCCUCGAAACCUCGACCCGGCACAGCAUCCUUUUGAGCGCGCCCGAGAAUACACUCGCGCUCUGAAUGCUACCAAGCUAGAGCGUCUGUUUGCUGCGCCCUUCUUGGGUCAACUGGGCGACGGUCAUGUGGACGGUGUGUACACAUUGGCCAAGGAUCCAGGCUCUCUGGAACGGUUCGCUAGUGGCAGCGGUGAUGGUGUGAUCAAGGUCUGGGAUUUGACUACGCAGGGAGAAGUCUGGGAGACUCAGGCGCACGACAACAUCGUCAAGGGCGUAUGCUGGACCCCCGACCGGAAGCUGCUCUCCUGCGCCAGCGACAAGACCGUCAAACUCUUCGACCCAUACAACUCCUCCUCCGAGGCUCCGCCACUAGCCACCUAUCUUGGGCAGGGUGCCUUCACCUCCGUCACGCAUCACCGUGAUCUCCCCCACUUCGCUGCCGCCUCGUCCCAAAUCUCGAUCUACGAUCUCUCUCGCCCCUCCUCCACGCCGUCUCAAACCCUUCACUGGCCUACGAAUGUUGACACGAUCACCUCGGUUGCCUUUAACCAGACAGAAACCUCCAUUCUCGGCUCUACCGGUAUCGAUCGCUCUAUUAUCAUGUACGACCUUCGCACCUCGUCGCCGCUCACGAAGAUGACUCUCCGCCUGGCGUCGAACGCGAUUUCUUGGAACCCGAUGGAAGCGUUCAACUUUGCCGUGGCGAAUGAGGACCACAACGUCUACCUCUUCGACAUGAGGAAGAUGGACCGCGCAUUGAACGUUCUCAAGGAUCACGUUGCGGCUGUGAUGGAUGUGGAUUUCAGCCCGACUGGUCAGGAGCUGGUCACGGCCUCCUACGACAAGACGGUGCGCUUGUGGAACCGGGCUACGGGCCACUCUCGCGACAUCUACCACACACAGCGCAUGCAACGUGUCUUCUCUGCCAAGUUCACCCCCGACAACAAGUACAUCCUGUCCGGCUCCGACGACGGAAACGUCCGCCUGUGGCGCGCCAAUGCUUCCGAUCGCAGUGGCAUCAAGAGUGCCCGUCAGCGAACCAAGCUCGAGUACGACCAAGCUUUGAUCCAGAGAUACCAGCACAUGCCCGAGAUCAAGAGAAUCAGGCGCCAGCGCCACGUCCCCAAGCCGAUCAAGAAGGCCCGCGAGAUCAAGAGAGAGGAACUGAACGCGAUCAAGAGACGCGAGGAGAACGUCCGCAAGCACACCAAGAAGGAGAACCUGAAGAAGAGACAGAGCGAGCGCGAGAAGAUGAUCCUAGCCCGGGAGCAGUAGGUCGGGCUCCAUCAUAUAUCUUGCGCUUUCCCUUAGGUCAUUGCUCGCCUUGGGAAAUUGUCCGGGCAGUCUUACGCUCUACGUUCUCGCAUGAGUGGAAGAAUCU
Messenger RNA from Aspergillus japonicus CBS 114.51, 1490 nucleotides. Its product is annotated as rRNA-processing protein SOF1. Gene Ontology annotation, molecular function: protein binding. Lineage: Eukaryota; Fungi; Ascomycota; Eurotiomycetes; Eurotiales; Aspergillaceae. The record is from RefSeq and is a predicted model, not a curated record. Gene Ontology annotation, biological process: maturation of SSU-rRNA from tricistronic rRNA transcript (SSU-rRNA, 5.8S rRNA, LSU-rRNA). The coding region runs from base 41 to 1384 and encodes 447 amino acids. Gene Ontology annotation, cellular component: small-subunit processome; nucleolus. The transcript is spliced from 3 exons.